Molecule: messenger RNA, 1035 nt
Organism: Syzygium oleosum
Lineage: Eukaryota; Viridiplantae; Streptophyta; Magnoliopsida; Myrtales; Myrtaceae
Product: GDSL esterase/lipase At5g41890
Molecular function (GO): hydrolase activity, acting on ester bonds
Source: RefSeq, a predicted model, not a curated record
AUGGGAGUUCAAAUUUUGAACUUCGUUUCUGCUUCAUUUUCCUAUGUGUUCAGGGACUCGCUCAUGGAUUCUGGAGAUAACGACUAUCUUUUGACGCUCUCCACGGCCGAUUCGACUCCUUAUGGCAUCGACUUCAAGCCCUCUGGUGGUCAACCCACGGGAAGGUUCACCGAUGGCCGAUCCAUUGCAGACAUAGUCGGUCCAGCUCUUAGGGAAGAGUCAUUUCCUCCACCAUUCUUGGCCCCAAAUAGUCGAGAACAUGCCACGAGUAGGGGUAUAAACUAUGCUUCCGGAGCAUUAGGAAUCUUGGACGAAACAGGAUCCUUGUUCGUAAGUCCCAUUUCUAUUCUAAUCAACAGAGCAACAUACUCUCAAUUUGACAUCGUAAACUACAUCCUUAAGAGUUCAGUUUAUUCACUCACAAUUGGGUCUAAUGACAUCAUAAACUACAUCUUACCGUCCGUACCAUAUCUCUCUGCCCAGAAGUUGCUCCCCACAAUUACCAAAGUUUUCAUGAUCUCCAAUUUGACAUUGCAGCUCAAGAGGCUGCGUGACAUGGGGGCUAGAAAACUUGUCCUGGUUGGGAUCGGCCUGGUGGGGUGCAUACCCUUCGUCCGCGCCCUCAAUCUGUUUCUUCCCGGCGGAAGCUGUGUCAUACAAGUGAAUCAGUUUAUUCAGGGCUACAACAAGAAGCUCAAGGAGCUGCUUGACGAGCUGAAUCGAGAAGGAAGUCGUGAAGCCAUAUUCGUAUACGUGAAUUCAUACGACAUAUUAAUGGAAAUUGUGCUAAACUAUCGGCGACAUGGAUUCGAGAAUGCUGAUGCCCUGUGUCGUGGGGGAUUCUUUCCGCCGUUCGAUUGUUACAACGCGACCUCGGUGAUGUGCGACGAUCGAUCCAAGUACAUGUUCUGGGAUGCUUAUCGGCCCACAGAAGCCGCCAAUGCAGUUGUUGCUCAGGAAUUGCUGGAUGGAGAUCAAACGAGAAGCUACCCCAUCAACAUUCGUCAGCUGUACACCUAUCAUUUCCCCAGCUAG